AUGCCUAUAGCAGAGAUCUUUCUCUCUGCCUUCGUCAAAUUGCUGUUUGAGAAGAUGACCUCUUUUGCCUCCUCCAAAUUACCCACCUUUGAAGGUAUUGGUGCCCAGUUCACCAAUUGGACCAAUAUGCUGUCUCAAAUUGAAGCUCUUUUGAUUGACGCGGAGGAGAAGCAAAUGACAGAUCGAGCCGUGAACUUGUGGCUCGAUGAUCUCCAAGAUCUGGCAUAUGAUUUGGAUGAUGUCGUGGAUGAGUUCGCCACCGAAGCUUUGCGACAGAGUCUCAAGGCAAAGCCACACCAAGCUAGUUCCAGCAAGGUAUGGAAUCCCAUCCUUAAUUUCAAGCCAGGAGAUGUUUGGUUUAAUUUCAAAAUGAGGUCCAAGAUUGAGGAGAUCACUACCAGAUUACGCACUAGUUUUGAACAAUGUUCGAAACUUAAUUUGGUUAAGAUUGUUGGAACCACCACACCUACUAAGACUUGGCAAAGACCAGAGUCUACGUCGUUAUUAAAAGAACCUCGUGUUUAUGGAAGAGAAAAGGAUCAAAGAAAGAUAAUUCAGUUGCUUGUAGGUGGGGGUGAAUCAAGUCGUAACAAAGUUGACGUAAUUCCCAUUGUGGGUAUGGGUGGGAUUGGCAAGACCACCCUGGCUCAGAUGGUAUACAACGAUGAAACCGUGAAGAAGCAUUUCGAUCUGAAAGCCUGGGUUUGUGUGUCAGAUGAGUUUGACAUUAUGAAAAUAACAAAAGCAAUUUAUGAUUCAGUCACUUCCCAGACAUGUAGUUUUAAUAACUUGGAUCAAGCUCAAGUUCAACUAAAGCAGGCUUUGGCCGGAAAGAAGUUCUUAAUUGUUUUAGAUGAUGUCUGGAACAAAAAAUACAAUGACUGGAAUGAUUUGAGCAGCCCUUUCAAUGAUGGAGCUCAAGGGAGUAAAGUCGUGGUGACUACACGCAGCAGAGACAUUGCAAGAAUGAUGGCAACUGUCGAACUUCAUGACGUUGAGAUCCUAUCAGAUGAAGAUUGUUGGUCAUUGUUUGCACAACAUGCCUUUGAGAAUAGAAGUAUUGAUGCAAAUCCAAAUUUGGUAUCAAUAGGUAAGAAAAUUGUGGAGAAAUGCAAAGGUUUGCCUCUGGCUGCUAAGACACUCAGUGGCCUUUUACGUUGCAAAGAACGAGAUGAGGAAUGGGUAGAUGUAUUGUGUAGUAAAAUAUGGGAACUAUCACACGAAGAAAGUGACAUCCUUCCAGCUUUGAGAUUAAGUUACCAUCAUCUCCCUUCGCAUUUGAAGCAGUGUUUUGCAUACUGCUCAAUAAUACCCAACGACUAUGAAUUCGAGGAAGAGGAGAUAGUCUUGUUGUGGAUGGCAGAGGGUUUCAUUCUGCAAAAAGGAGAGAAGCAAAUGGAAGAGCCACAGUUUCCAAUAAUUAACUUAAUAGAGGAGUAG
Camellia sinensis is the source of this 1440-nucleotide messenger RNA. NCBI's taxonomy places the organism in Eukaryota, Viridiplantae, Streptophyta, Magnoliopsida, Ericales, Theaceae. The record is from RefSeq and is a predicted model, not a curated record.